Lentinula edodes (shiitake mushroom) is the source of this 1547-nucleotide messenger RNA. RefSeq lists its product as uncharacterized. The record is from RefSeq and is a predicted model, not a curated record. Bases 109 to 1455 code for a protein of 448 amino acids. The transcript is spliced from 5 exons. NCBI's taxonomy places the organism in Eukaryota, Fungi, Basidiomycota, Agaricomycetes, Agaricales, Omphalotaceae.
ACUUUUGGCUAUCGGAGCACAUUUCCCCCACCAUAACGCAGAUAGAAUUGUAGGAUUAGCUGCAAUCUGUUACUCGGACAAAUUGCCUCUCGCUCUACAGCACACCUGAUGAAAGCGUUGUUAAUUUGGCCAGUAGUUGAGGUCAAGCUACUAAUUUCAGAACUGCUUCAGUGCUUCGAUCCUCUAAGCAUUUUCAAUCUCGUCGAGAACAAUCUUCCACACGCCCUCGUCUCUUCUUAUCAACAACACUUGUCGCAGUGGGAAGAUCAUUCUCUGGCUCCCAUUGUUGAUUUUCUCCAAGAUUUUGCCUCUGCCAACGAACAAGGAUGGUCUAUUAUAUGUGACUGUGGCUGCCUGGAUUUUCUGCUUCAUCUAUACCUGUCCGAUUUCAAAGACCUAGCAAGGUCUUUCAACAAAUCUAGCGUCUCCGCUACCUGCACUUCCUUUCUGUUAGCAGCAAUGGCGAAUGAGUCUGCAUACAGAGCGUUUCAGUCGCAUGCCCUUUGUAGCUUGUGGGCUCUAUGGCCUAUGCUUGCACUCAAAACACCUGACCAAACCCGAUGCUCCCAGCGUCGUCAGGUAUGGGCAACUAUGGGAAUGACCGAAAUCCGAUGGCGAAUAAGCUCUAUCUUUGAUACAUUGGUGUUGGAAUGGGAUAGUUCGUCACUGACAAAACUUCGCGUCACACUCAACGAGCCUUCCCUGUUUGACCUACUUAUUGAUUUAUUAGAGUUUUCUGGGUCACCUCAACUGGACGAUGAGAUAUCCUUUCGAGCCCUCAGGUCGUUACAUCGACUUUGGACCCGUAUCCUUACAACAGAGGCUAAUUGGGGACUGGAGAAGUACAUUGAGGAAACUCCUCACGACUACGCUCGAGAUAUCUUCAUUCGGUUCAUUCGUCAACUCCAUCUACUUUCAGCUCGAGUUCCAGAGUCCGAUGCAUUUUUCGACCCUUGUCAUGAAAGGUGCCAGGCAAAGGGUUGCCCACUUGAACUAGACGCUGUUAUACACUUCGUUCACCGCCUUUCGAGAGCUUCAAGAAAAAACCACAUCCUUCGCCAGUGGCUCAUUGAAGGUGAUAUCGUCAGACUCCUGGAUUCGACAUUUUCACGUUUGUCCGAACUCGGAGCGUUGAGCUUGGAUGUCAAUGUUACAGAUGGCAGUGAUUAUUCUAGCGACAACAGUGUCAGUGGACCUCGUUAUCGGACUCUCGUGCUUUCGUUAGCUUGGCGUCUUUUUAACGAAGAACCCCAAGGUGACGGGAAUGGGUCUAUACCUGAAUAUCAGUCCUCCGCGUCAUGGUUCUUUUCUAAACAAAAACCCCCUCCUGACUGGGACGAUCUUAGUUUCCCAAUGCAGCAUCACGAUAAUUGGGCGGACGACCUAAUGAGUGCUUCUGUAUACCAUCGAAAGGAGCAAGAACACAAGGAUUGUGUCUACUCAUGGAUAAAGUAGUUCUUCGGUACUACAUACAUAUUUCAAAUGCAGGCGUACUUAUAAUUACAAUAAAUAGCUUAUGCACAUACAUAUCCUUUGAAUGAGAUACA